UAUAUUCCGUAGAUUACGGAAACAAUCGGAAUGUGAAGUAGGUCAAUAUUAUUAUUUGUUUGUAAACACCAACAGGUUGGAGGAAAUGGAGAUACUGGAUGAAAAUUCAAAAUUUCCCCCGAUUAUUGAGUUGAAUGUGGGAGGAAGGUUUUUCACCACUACACAUCUAACAUUAACCAAAUGUCCAGAUAACAUGCUGUCAGCCAUGUUUAGUGGCAAAUACUCUGUAAUCAAAGACAAAGAUGGCCGGUUUUUCAUUGAUGCAGACGGCGAGAAUUUCAUACACAUUCUCAACUACCUCCGGUACGGAGAUUUACCACCAACCCAGGUCGCUGAAACAGUCUACAGAGAAGCUGCCUACUUUGGAAUCCACGGCCUCGUAAAAGAAUUAGAGAAAUUUCCGCAAAUUUUGGCUAAAAUUCAGAGAAACAAUUUUAGAAGCCAGUUUCCAGGUUAUUCAGAAUGUUUGGAUAUGAUUAUUAAAGCUGCGGGUGUGGAAACCACCUCUCAAACAACUGAUGUCAAAGUGCUUAUUUUUAGUAAAGAAGUUGUCCCACAAAAUGAAAAGUUUGAUAUGAAACACGUGUGUGCAUGUGAAGGUAAAAAAGAACUAAAACACGGCCCAGAUGCCAAAAUUGGGCCAUGGAAUAGGCCUAGUACUGAAAAAGAUUUGUUGAAUUGUCUUGUGUUUGAUUUAGAAUCACAAGGAUUUACAGUUACUUCAAGAUUUCACGGGCCAUGUACAUACACGAUUGACAGGAUAUGUUGUAAUAAGUCAUUUUACAACAUAUGUUUCCAUUGGUGGAAAUCCUAAACAUUGAUUUCCGCACAAGACAUCAAAAACAAAAAAAAAAGUAAUAAAGAAUGACAAUGUUUUGUUUAAGUUUACUUUUGUUAUUAUGAAUGAUUAAGAAAAGAAAAAUUUUCAAUUAAGGAUUUUAAUGUUAUUGUAUCUCGGCUUUUUUAAGAGUAUAUACUUUGUUAGCGUAUAUAGUAUUUAUGUGAGUGUUAACAUCUUUUUUUGCAAGCUUUAAUUGUACUUAGAAUAUAUA
Messenger RNA from Ruditapes philippinarum (Manila clam), 1052 nucleotides. Its product is annotated as BTB/POZ domain-containing protein KCTD7-like. Lineage: Eukaryota; Metazoa; Mollusca; Bivalvia; Venerida; Veneridae. Gene Ontology annotation, biological process: protein homooligomerization. The record is from RefSeq and is a predicted model, not a curated record. Gene Ontology annotation, molecular function: protein binding. The transcript has 2 exons. The coding region runs from base 86 to 814 and encodes 242 amino acids.